AUGGAGAAGGAUAGGAUAGAGAUAUCGAAGCCGACACCUGGCAUGAGCGUGUACCAUAACGUACACGAGUUCCUGCACGCCAAUAAAACACCACUAUUGAAAUCGAGUAGUCCAAACAUUUUCUACACGAAAUUACCGGAACAUCAUCGAUCGAACAAGUCUCUACCGUCUCCAUUUACUGUACUUAUUACCUCACCGGUACCGGAUGGAACACUGGUAACCGUAGCUGCCGGAAAUGACGAGACACCGUGUGGUGAAGUUCGUCACGAUACCGCUAAAGUGGUUCGUCAAGUGGCACGAUUUAGCGAUUUACGAUUCGUUGGAAAAAGCGGCAGAGGUUUGUAA
This is a messenger RNA of Haemonchus placei, 345 nucleotides long. The record is from the annotation of a GenBank genome assembly. NCBI's taxonomy places the organism in Eukaryota, Metazoa, Nematoda, Chromadorea, Rhabditida, Trichostrongylidae.